CCCCGAUAAUGUAAGUGAGACUGGACACUACUUUAGACCGAGUGUCCUAACCGCGAGUCUUUUGCCUUCCCACACCUCUGUGCCUCGCCUUAAGCUGAAUGCCCAACCCCAGAUGCCCACUUGUGAGGUUACUAGUUUAUUGGCUUUCCGAGGUGGGACCCAUCUGAUUCUCAAUACGACCUCAUCGGGCAUUUCAUAUACUUGUAAUCCAGCCCAGCUGUUUUCAGGGCAACUCCUGCGUCCAAUAAAAACAAACAAAAAUCCUACAGAAUCCAUGUCUCUUUUGGGAAUGCUACAUCCGGAGUGCAUACCGGACCACGACAGCUUAGCUGACGUUUUUGUGCAGGUUAUUUCACAGUUUCAUGACCUUGUCCAGUAGAAGGCUACUUUCUUGUUACAACUGCUCAAGCUUUGACAUACAAGAUGAAGCAAGAUGCCACAAGGAAUGCAGCCUACACAGUGGAUUGUGAAGAUUAUGUGCAUGUGGUAGAAUUUAAUCCCUUUGACAGUGGAGAUUCGGGAAACCUAAUUGCAUAUGGUGGCAAUAAUUACGUGGUCAUUGGCACAUGUACAUUUCAGGAGGAAGAAGCAGACCUUGAAGGCCUUCAGUAUAAAACACUACAAACAAUUCACCAUGGAAUCAGGGUUGGUGGCAUAGCUUGGAGCCCAGAGACUAAACUUGAUUCACUUCCUCCAGUAAUCAAAUUUUGUACUUCAGCUGCUGAUAUGAAAAUUAGAUUGUUUACGUCAGAUCUUCAAGAUAAAAAUGAAUACAAGGUUUUAGAGGGCCAUUCAGAUUUCAUUAAUGGUUUGGUGUUUGACCCCAAAGAAGGCCACGGAAUUGCAAGUGUGAGUGAUGAUCAUACCUGCAGGAUUUGGAACUUGGAGGGAGUACAGACAUCUCAUUUUGCUCUUAAUUCCCCUGGAAUGAGUGUGUGCUGGCAUCCUGAGGAAUCUUUUAAGCUGAUGGUUGCAGAGAAGAAUGGAACAAUCCGAUUUUAUGAUCUUAUGUCCCAACAGGCUAUUUUAUCUCUUGAAUCAGAACAGAUACCAUUAAUGUCAGCACACUGGUGUUUAAAAAACACCUUCAAAGUUGGAGCUGUUGCAGGGAAUGAUUGGUUAAUUUGGGAUAUUACUCGAUCCAGUUACCCUCAAGUGAAGAGACCUGUCCACAUGGAUCGAGCCUGCAUAUUUAGGUGGUCCACAAUUAAUGAAAAUUUGUUUGCAACCACUGUUUAUCCUGGCAAAAUGGCAAGCCAGUUUCAAAUUCAUCAUUUAGGACACCCUCAGCCCAUCCUCCUUGGUUCAGUAGUCGUUGGAUCUGGCCUUUCCUGGCAUAGAACUCUCCCACUAUGUGCAGUUGGAGGUGACCACAAGCUGUUGUUUUGGGUAACUGAAAUGUGAAAUAAAUUUUUGUCUAGCUUGGAUCCAUAA
Messenger RNA from Eptesicus fuscus (big brown bat), 1434 nucleotides. RefSeq names its product nucleoporin 37 (gene NUP37). The transcript is spliced from 10 exons. Bases 424 to 1404 code for a protein of 326 amino acids. Lineage: Eukaryota; Metazoa; Chordata; Mammalia; Chiroptera; Vespertilionidae. The record is from RefSeq and is a predicted model, not a curated record. Gene Ontology annotation, molecular function: protein binding. Gene Ontology annotation, cellular component: nuclear pore outer ring.